Molecule: messenger RNA, 897 nt
Organism: Vicugna pacos (alpaca)
Lineage: Eukaryota; Metazoa; Chordata; Mammalia; Artiodactyla; Camelidae
Source: RefSeq, a predicted model, not a curated record
AUGCUACGGGGCAAUUCAGGAGACCUCUCAGGUCAGCCACAAUCCGUUUCUUCCCGACCAAGUAUUUCAGACCUCUAUAGAGCAACCCCAGGGAGUGCAGGACUGGACCUCUGUGCCACCACCUACACAGUAUUAACCCCAGAAAUGGGAAUGCAAGCCCUUCCUACUGGAAUUUUUGGGCCUUUGCCUCCCGGCAGUGUAGGAUUAUUAUUAGGGCGUAGCAGUACAACUAUGAAAGGGCUACUUGUUGCUCCAGGAGUAAUCGACUCUGAUUUUGAAGGAGAGAUCAAGGUAAUGGCUCACUCUCCUCGAAUGAUAACGGCCAUUCCUGCAGGCCAACGUAUUGCUCAAUUAAUCUUGUUACCUACUCUUACUGUUGGAAAGAACAAGUCUAAUUUUAAGAGAGGCACUGCAGGCUUUGGUUCCUCUGAUGCUUAUUGGGUUCAACAGAUAAGCAAUCAGAGACCUGAGUUAACCUUAGAGAUUCAAGGCAAAAAAUUUAAAGGCAUUCUAGAUACUGGAGCAGAUAUUUCUGUAAUUGCUGCUUCCCACUGGCCUGAACACUGGCCAAAGCAAGUUGCUCUCUCUAUGUUACAAGGAAUUGGUCAGUCUCAUAAUCCAGAACAAAGUUCCGCUUUUCUUUCCUGGAAAGAUGAGGAAGGACAUUCUGGGAUAUUUCAGCCAUAUAUCCUUCCAAAUUUACCUGUUAAUCUAUGGGGAAGAGAUAUCAUGUCAAAUAUGGGAGUAUUUUUGUAUAGUCCUAAUCCUACGAUUUCUCACCAAUUGAUGUCACAAGGACUAUACCCAAAUCAAGGUUUAGGAAAGCAUAACCAAGGAAUUAUUCAACCCCUACAGGUUAUAGGAAAAAGAGAUAGAAAAGGUUUAGGGCAUUUUUAA